AUGAUUUAUGCUCGAAGCCAGAGGCCCUUUUGCACUCAUAGCGAGGGCUGGGGCCCCAUCAGCUCAUCGAGAUUCGACUUGACGCCAUGCUUCCUUGACGUGAUUGUGGCGGUAGUGGCUAUCUGGGGUACGCUGAGCGGACUGGGUGCCUUGUGGUUGUUGCUUAGGAAGCGGAUUCCGCAGCCCGUAUCGAAGAACUGGCAUUUCUACACCAAGUUGGCCGUGCUCGCUGCUCUUGUCUUUGUUACCGCCCUUCAAGCUGCGAUCCAGGCCGAAACGCAACCGAACGCCUUCUGGGCCGACUUCCGAUUCUGGUCCUCGGUUCUGACCAUCGUGUCGCUAGGAGUGAUUACUUCGGUACAAUAUUUCGAGCAUUGGCGGAGCAGACAGCCCAACGGGGUUGUCCUGUUUUACUGGCUCUUCUUUAUCAUCGCCUAUGCCGUUAAACUGCGCUCUCUGGUCGCGCGAAAAGCAUUCGUCGACCAACUCCCUUACUUUAUUUGUAUCAACGUGAGUUUGGGUCUGGCACUAGUUGAGUCUGUGCUAGAGUACUUCGUCCCCAAGAAGCAGAGCGCAUACGAUGCUCUGGGAGACGAGGAUGAGUGUCCUUACAACUAUGCCGACAUAUUCUCGGUCCUUACCUUCAGCUGGAUGACCCCGAUGAUGAAAUAUGGAUACAAGAACUACCUGACCCAAGAUGAUCUGUGGAAUCUUCGCAGUCGCGAUACCACCCGGGUCACGGGUGAUGCCCUGAAGGAGGCAUGGGAAGAACAGCUCCAAAGCAAGAAGCCGUCCCUGUGGAUGGCGCUGUUCAAGGCUUUUGGUGGACCCUACGUCCGCGGUGCGAUCAUCAAAUCCGGAAGUGACUGCCUUGCUUUUGUCCAGCCGCAACUCUUGCGACUCCUCAUUUCCUUCGUUGACUCGUAUCGGUACCCUGACCCACAGCCUGUCAUUAGAGGCGUCGCUAUCGCCUUGGCCAUGUUUGUUGUUUCUGUCUGUCAGACCAGCUGUCUUCAUCAAUACUUCCAGCGUGCCUUCGAUACUGGUAUGAGAGUCAAGUCGGCCUUGACCGCUAUGAUCUAUGCCAAGUCCUUGAAACUGUCAAACGAAGGUCGCUCGACAAAGACAACUGGUGAUAUCGUCAACCACAUGGCCGUUGACCAACAGCGCCUUUCGGACUUGACACAAUUUGGUACUCAACUCUUGUCUGCGCCUUUCCAAAUUAUGCUCUGCAUGGUAUCUCUUUACCAGCUCGUUGGACCUAGCAUGUUCGCCGGUGUCGGAGUCAUGAUUCUGAUGAUCCCUCUGAAUGGCGUUAUUGCACGCAUGAUGAAGAAGCUGCAGAUUGUCCAAAUGAAGAACAAGGACUCAAGAACCCGACUGAUGACUGAGAUUCUGAACAAUAUCAAGAGCAUCAAGCUGUACGCCUGGAACACGGCGUUUAUGAACAAACUGAGCCACAUCCGAAAUGACCUUGAGCUUAACACCUUGCGCAAGAUCGGAGCCACACAAUCUAUUGCCAACUUUACCUGGCAGUCAACUCCUUUCCUCGUCUCUUGCUCCACAUUCACUGUUUUCGUGUUGACAAGUGACAAGCCUUUGACCACCGAGAUUGUGUUUCCGGCUUUGACGCUCUUCAACUUGCUGACAUUCCCUCUCUCUAUCCUUCCCAUGGUGAUUACAUCUAUUAUUGAAUCAUCCGUUGCUGUGAAGCGGUUGAUGGACUACUUCACCGCAGAGGAGCUCCAGGGCGAUGCUGUCUCCUUCCAAGACCCCGUGGUACACCCCGGCGACGAGUCUGUUCGUGUGCGUGAUGCUUCGUUCACCUGGAACCGUUAUACAGGAGCCACCGUGCUAGAGAACAUCGAUCUUAGUGCGCGCAAGGGUGAGCUGAGCUGUAUCGUUGGCCGAGUCGGUGCUGGAAAGUCUUCUCUUCUUCAGUCACUGUUAGGUGAUCUCUGGAAGAAUCAGGGAGAAGUUGUCGUGCGUGGUCGCAUCGCGUACGUCGCUCAAGCACCUUGGGUUAUGAAUGCCAGCGUCCGGGAAAACAUUGUUUUCGGACAUCGAUGGGAUCCAGCUUUCUAUGACCUUACCGUGGAAGCAUGCGCCCUAAUUGAUGACUUCAAGAACUUGCCGGAUGGUGAUCAGACCGAAGUCGGAGAACGUGGCAUCUCUCUUUCCGGAGGACAAAAAGCACGCCUGACACUCGCCAGAGCAGUAUAUGCUCGUGCCGAUAUCUAUCUUCUGGACGACGUUCUCUCCGCAGUUGAUCAGCAUGUUGGACGUCAUAUCAUCAACAAGGUUCUCGGAAAGACCGGUCUUCUCAGCGGCAAGACCAGAAUUCUUGCAACCAAUGCAAUCACUGUCCUCAAGGAGGCGGACUUCAUUGGCUUGCUCCGUGAUAAGACCAUCAUUGAAAAGGGAACAUAUGAACAACUGAUGGCCAUGAAGGGCGAGAUCUCCAAUCUCGUUCGUACAACCGUGGUGGACUCGGAUGAUGAAGGUACUGCUAGUGGAUCUAGUGGAUCCGAGGAUCUUACCAGCGUCGAAAGCUCAGUUGAGACUGCUAUUCUUCAAAACGGCGGUGACUCCGAUGCUGAUAACACAGAGCAACCCGGCGAUCUUAUUCCCAUCAAGGCAGCUGGCGAAGCUCGCAGACGUACCAGCACCGUUACUUUGCGCCGUGCAAGCACCGUGAGUUGGCAAGGUCCCCGGCGCAAGCUAGGAGACGAGGAGAAUAUUCUCAAGAGCAAGCAAACCCAGGAAACCUCGGAGCAAGGAAAGGUGAAAUGGAGUGUCUACGGCCAAUAUGCAAAGGACAGCAACACCGUCGCUGUCGGAUUUUACUUGUUCGCCAUGUUGGCCGCCCAGACUGCUCAGGUUGUUGGAAACUACUGGCUGAAGAACUGGACUGAGUGGAACGAGGCUCAUGGAACCAAUGCUCAAGUUGGCAAGUUUAUCGGAGUCUACUUGGCCCUCGGGUUGGGCUCGUCUCUUCUAGUCAUUCUCCAGAACUUGAUCCUGUGGAUUUUCUGUUCUAUCGAAGCGUCUCGCAAGCUUCAUGAGCGCAUGGCAUUUGCCAUCUUCCGCUCACCCAUGAGCUUCUUCGAAACCACACCAUCUGGCCGUAUCCUCAAUCGCUUUUCCAGUGAUAUUUACCGUGUUGAUGAAGUACUUGCCCGUACUUUCAACAUGCUGUUCGCCAACUCUGCUCGUGCCAUCUUCACCAUGAUUGUCAUUUCAACUACGACCCCUGCGUUCUUGUUGUUUGUCAUUCCUCUGAGCUAUAUUUAUCUCAGCUACCAGAAGUACUAUCUGAGAACGUCGCGCGAGUUGAAGCGUCUCGAUAGUGUCACGCGAAGCCCAAUCUUCGCUCACUUCCAGGAGUCCUUGGGCGGCAUUUCCACUAUUCGUGCCUAUCGCCAAGAAAACCGGUUUGCUCUCGAAAAUGAAUGGCGCAUGGAUGCCAACCUACGGGCUUACUUCCCGUCCAUCAGCGCUAACCGCUGGCUCGCCGUUCGUCUGGAGUUCAUCGGCUCCAUCAUCAUUCUGGCAUCUGCCGGACUUGCCAUCAUGUCCGUUGCUAGUGGCAGUUUACUUUCCCCGACCGUCGAGGUUGAGACUAACAUUGUGUCUGUUGAGCGAGUGCUCGAGUAUGCCAGUCUCCCUAGUGAGGCACCCGAGGUGAUCUUCAAGCGCCGCCCUGCUAUCGGCUGGCCGGCUCAAGGUGCUGUUUCAUUUAAUGAUUACAGCACCCGCUACCGCCCCGGGCUCGACCUUGUGCUCAAGGAUAUCAAUCUCGAUAUCAAGCCUCAUGAGAAGAUUGGUGUCGUUGGCCGUACUGGCGCUGGAAAGAGUUCGCUUACACUGGCUCUGUUCCGUAUUAUUGAGGGUGUCAACGGCAACAUCAGCAUUGAUGGGCUCGAUGUCUCUACGAUUGGUUUGUUCGACCUUCGUGGCCGUCUUGCCAUCAUUCCUCAAGAUCCUGCCAUGUUCGAGGGCACCCUGCGUGACAACUUGGACCCUCGUCAUGUCCAUGACGAUACUGAACUGUGGAGUGUUCUAGAUCACGCGAGAUUGAAGGACCAUAUCUCCGGGAUGGAGGGACAGCUGGAUACCCAGAUUCAGGAAGGAGGCUCCAACUUGAGUCAGGGCCAGCGCCAGCUGGUGUCUCUCGCACGCGCCCUGUUGACACCCAGCAACAUCCUUGUUCUGGACGAGGCAACCGCCGCGGUUGACGUAGAAACCGACGCACACCUGCAACGCACCCUGCGCAGCAGUAUCUUCCAGGACCGAACCAUCAUCACGAUCGCGCACCGCAUCAACACGAUCAUCGACUCCGAUCGUAUCGUCGUUUUGGACAAGGGGCGUGUGGCGGAGUUCGACACGCCCGCAGAGCUGAUCAAGCGUGGCGGCAAAUUCUACGAGCUCGCCAAGGAGGCCGGCCUGCUCGACAACGACGGUGCCAUUGCCUCCUCCCAAACAGCGUAA
Molecule: messenger RNA, 4491 nt
Organism: Penicillium canescens
Lineage: Eukaryota; Fungi; Ascomycota; Eurotiomycetes; Eurotiales; Aspergillaceae
Product: ATP-binding cassette glutathione S-conjugate transporter YCF1
Exons: 7
Coding region: 1-4491 (1496 amino acids)
Biological process (GO): transmembrane transport
Cellular component (GO): membrane
Molecular function (GO): ABC-type transporter activity; ATP binding; ATP hydrolysis activity
Source: RefSeq, a predicted model, not a curated record